GUGCCGGGGUUGCUCCGGAUCUCUAGGGGCAGAGCACCUGAGGAUCCUUGCGUGUUCUAGUAACCCAUACCUGCGAAGCGAGAGCUGCACUCUCACAGGUACCAUGUCCAACGUGAUAGCUCAGUCGCUGAAUGUUUUUGGUUUUCGGUCUCACGUGGCCAACAAUGUUUUCUUCUUCGAUGAACAAAUCGUUAUAUUUCCUUCAGGAAAUCACUGUGUGAAGUACAAUCUGGAUCAGAAAUGGCAAAAAUUCAUUCCAGGCUCAGACAAGAGUCAGGGCAUGCUGGCGCUGGCCAUCAGUCCCAAUCGGCGAUACCUCGCCAUCUCCGAGACUGUGCAAGAAAAACCCACCAUCACUAUUUAUGAGCUGUCAUCCGUCCCUUGCCGGAAGCGCAAAAUCUUGAAUAAUUUUGACUUCCAAGUUCAAAAGUUUGUUAGCAUGGCUUUUUCUCCAGACUCUAAAUACCUGCUGACACAGACGUCGCCUCCAGAGUCAAACCUCAUCUAUUGGCUGUGGGAAAAGCAGAAAGUAAUGGCCAUUAUUAGAGCUGAUGUUCAGAACAACCCCAUCUACCAGGUUAGCAUCAAUCCCCAAGAUAAUACUCAAUUGUGCAUCACUGGAACCGGGAUAUUUAAGCUUCUCCGUUUUGCUGAAGGAACCCUAAAGCAAACCAAUUUCCAGAGGGGAGAAUUCCCAAACUACCUAGCCCAUGCUUGGGUGUCUGAGGAACGGAUCAUUGUUGGCACUGACACCGGCAGGCUCUUUCUUUACGAAUCUGGAGAUCAACGCUGGGAGACAAGCAUCAUGGUCAAGGAGUCUACAAGCUCCAAGAGCCUGGAGGUCAUCCAGGAGUCAGAGAGCCUGAUCGAGUUUCCACCACGCAGCUCCCCAGUCCCCUCCGUUGAACAGGUCGUGACAGCUACUGACUCCCGCCAGCUGGCCAUGCCCCAAGUAUUCGCCAUCGCUGCCUAUUCAAAGGGCUUUGCCUGCUCUGCUGGGCCAGGGAGAGUGCUGCUGUUUGAGAAGGUGGAAGAUAAGGACUUUUACCGGGAGAGCAGGGAAAUCCGGAUCCCGAUGGACCCACAAAGCAAUGACCCAUCUCAGUCAGACAAACAGGAUGUUCUGUGCCUGUGCUUCAGCCCAUCGGAAGAAACCCUCAUCGCCAGCACCAACAAGAGCCAGCUCUACACCAUCACCAUGUCCCUGACAGAGAUCAGCAAGGGAGAGCCUGCCCAGUUCGAGUACCUGCUCUACCCAAUGCACUCGGCGGCCAUCACUGGUCUAGAUACUUGCAUCCGAAAACCCCUCAUUGCCACCUGUUCUCUGGAUCGCUCCAUCCGCAUCUGGAAUUAUGAAACCAACACACUGGAGCUAUAUAAGGAAUACCAAGAAGAAGCCUAUACAAUCAGCCUUCACCCCUCUGGACACUCAAUUGUGGUGGGGUUUGCUGACAAACUCCGCCUUAUGAAUCUGCUCAUUGACGACAUCCGUCCUUUCAAAGAGUAUUCCGUCAGAGCAUGCAAAGAGUGUGCCUUUAGCAAUGGAGGACACCUGUUUGCUGCAGUCAAUGGAAAUGUAAUUCACAUCUUCACUACCACCAGCCUGGAGAACAUUACCAACCUGAAAGGCCACACAGGGAAGAUUCGGUCACUUGUGUGGAACUCAGACGACAGCAAACUGAUUUCUGCUGGAACAGAUGGCGCUGUGUAUGAAUGGAACCUGUCCACAGGGAAGAGAGAGACAGAGUGCGUGCUCAAGUCUUGCAGCUACAACUCUGUUACUGUCUCCCCUGAUGGCAAAGUUAUCUUCGCUGUUGGAUCAGACCAGACUCUGAAGGAGAUUGCAGAUUCUUUGAUCCUUCGAGAGAUAUUAGCAAUUGAUGUCGUCUAUACAGCCAUCGCCAUCUCACAUUCCGGGCGCAUGAUGUUUGUGGGCACUUCGGUGGGAACUAUCCGUACCAUGAGGUACCCCUUGCCUGGGCAGAAGGAAUUCAAUGAGUACCAGGCUCAUGCUGGUCCCAUCAACAAGGUCAUGCUCACCUUUGAUGAUCAGUUCCUACUGACUGUUGCUGAUGAUGGCUGCCUGUUCACCUGGAAGGUCUUCGAUAAGGAUGGUCGGGGAAUCAAACGAGAGAGGGAGGUGGGCUUUGCUGAAGAGGUGCUCGUGACGAAGACAGACAUGGAAGAGAAGGCUCAGGUUAUGUUGGAGCUGAAAACACGUGUGGAAGAACUGAAAAUGGAGAAUGAGUAUCAGCUUCGGCUGAAGGACAUGAACUACUCGGAGAAGAUUAAGGAGCUGACGGACAAGUUCACCCAGGAGAUGGAGUCCUUAAAGACCAAGAACCAGGUUUUAAAAACAGAGAAAGAAAAGCAAGACAGCAUUCACCGGGAACGCAUGGACGAGCUCCUGGAGAGACAGAGCCGGGAGCUGCAGGACCUGGAAUGUUGCAACAACCAGAAGCUGCUCCUUGAAUAUGAGAAAUACCAGGAGCUGCAGCUCAAGUCCCAGAGAAUGCAGGAGGAGUACGAAAAACAGCUCCGAGAUAAUGAUGAGACAAAGAGCCAGGCCCUGGAGGAGCUGACGGAGUUCUAUGAGGCCAAACUGCAGGAGAAAACAACCCUUCUAGAAGAGGCACAGGAAGAUGUCCGCCAGCAGCUUCGGGAAUUUGAGGAAACCAAGAAGCAGAUUGAAGAAGAUGAAGACAGAGAGAUCCAAGACAUCAAAACCAAGUACGAGAGAAAGCUUCGGGACGAAAAGGAGUCCAACCUUCGGCUCAAGGGAGAAACGGGCAUCAUGAGGAAGAAGUUCAGCAGCCUGCAAAAGGAAAUCGAAGAGCGCACCAAUGACAUUGAGCUCCUGAAGGCAGAGCAGAUGAAGCUGCAGGGGGUCAUCAAGUCCCUGGAGAAAGACAUCCAAGGGCUCAAGAGAGAGAUCCAGGAGAGGGAUGAGACCAUUCAAGACAAGGAGAAGCGAAUUUAUGACCUGAAGAAGAAGAACCAAGAACUAGAGAAAUUCAAGUUUGUCCUCGAUUACAAAAUAAAGGAGCUGAAGAAGCAAAUAGAACCUCGGGAGGAUGAGAUCAAAGUGAUGAAGGAGCAGAUCCAGGAGAUGGAAGCCGAGCUGGAGCGUUUCCAUAAGCAGAACACACAACUGGAGCUGAACAUCACGGAGCUGUUGCAGAAACUGAGAGCCACAGAUCAGGAGAUGCGCAAAGAACAGCAGAAGGAAAGGGACCUGGAAGUGCUGGUCCGCCGCUUUAAGACAGACCUUCACAACUGCGUGGCCUACAUCCAGGAGCCUCGGCUGCUGAAGGAGAAGGUCCGAGGCCUCUUCGAGAAGUACGUGCAGCGGGCAGACAUGGUGGAGAUCGCAGGCUUGAACACAGACCUGCAGCAGGAGUAUGCCCGCCAGCGGGAGCACCUGGAGAGGAACCUUGCCACGCUCAAGAAGAAAGUGAUCAAGGAGGGCGAGCUGCACCGCACGGACUACGUCCGCAUCAUGCAGGAAAAUGUCUCUCUGAUCAAGGAAAUUAAUGAGCUCCGCCGGGAGCUGAGGUUAACCCGCUCCCAAAUCUACGACCUUGAAUCAGCCCUGAAACUGUCCAAGAAAACUCGACCACAAGAAGUUACAGAGACAGUGCUCUCGAAGGAACCAACCAGUGCCACCACGAGGCUGAAUGAACAGGAGGAGACAGGGAGAAUCAUUGAAAUGCAGCGCCUGGAAAUCCGCCGCCUCAGAGAACAGAUCCAGGAGCAGGAGCAGGUCCCAGGCCUCCACACCAUCGCAGGAAUUCGGCUCCCUUCCCUCAUCGACUCAGAAGUGGACCUAGAGGUACACACCAAGUGACCUCUGGUGAGCCCUCUCCAGUCAUAGCCGGAAGCAAGCCAGACUCUGACCUGAGUUCCAUCAACCCCUUUCAUCCUGGAAAGCUAGGGGUGGGGUCAGAAUAAAG
Molecule: messenger RNA, 3953 nt
Organism: Psammomys obesus (fat sand rat)
Lineage: Eukaryota; Metazoa; Chordata; Mammalia; Rodentia; Muridae
Gene: Cfap57
Product: cilia and flagella associated protein 57
Exons: 23
Coding region: 104-3847 (1247 amino acids)
Molecular function (GO): protein binding
Source: RefSeq, a predicted model, not a curated record